Molecule: messenger RNA, 848 nt
Organism: Saccoglossus kowalevskii
Lineage: Eukaryota; Metazoa; Hemichordata; Enteropneusta; Harrimaniidae
Product: polyamine-transporting ATPase 13A3-like
Biological process (GO): polyamine transmembrane transport; intracellular calcium ion homeostasis
Cellular component (GO): late endosome membrane
Molecular function (GO): ATP hydrolysis activity; polyamine transmembrane transporter activity; P-type ion transporter activity
Source: RefSeq, a predicted model, not a curated record
UCUAUUUUGACAGAGAAGGAAGAGCUGCUCUAGUCACCUCAUUUAGUAUGUUUAAAUAUAUGGCAUUGUACAGUAUCAUACAGUUUGUGUCUGUCAUGAUUUUGUAUUCUAUAAUGUCCAAUCUUGGUGAUAUAAUGUUUUUAUAUAUUGACAUAUGUAUCAUCACUGUGGUGGCUAUUCUCAUGGGGCGAAGUGAAGCAUAUGAUAAGAUUGUAACAAAGAAACCUCUGACACAUUUGAUGACCACCCCUAUACUUGUGUCAAUAUUGCUACAAAUCCUUGUUCAAGUUGCCAUUCAAACAGCAGCAUUUUACAUCUUGAAGGCCCAGGUUUGGUAUGAACCGCUUGAAGCAGAUACUGAAGACUAUGAUGCAAAUAUUGUCUGCUAUGAAACCACAACUAUAUUCUUGGUGUCUGUGUUUCAAUAUUUAAUUGUUGCUGUGGCCUUUUCUACUGGCAAACCCUACACCAAACCUAUAUAUCGUAACUUUCUAUAUACUGGAGCUCUAGUUUUGCUAACUUUGGUUUCAAUCUUCAUCGUUUUGGCUCCAAUUGAUUGGUUAGAGCACUUCUUUGAGAUGGGCUUACACAUGCUACUGUGUCAGUGUUCUUCCGGAUGGGCUUACGAAUGCCUCUAUGUCAGUGUUCUUCCAGAUAGGCUUACAAAUGCCACUUUGUCAGUAUUCUUCCGGAUGGGCUUACAAAUGCCACUAUGUCAGUUUUCUUCCGAAUGGGCUUACGAAUGCCACUAUGUCAGUGUUCUUCCAGAUGGGCUUACACAUGCCACUCUGUCAGUGUUCUUCCAGAUGGGCUUACACAUGCCACUAUGUCAGUGUUCUUCCAGAUAG